Molecule: messenger RNA, 3586 nt
Organism: Oreochromis aureus
Lineage: Eukaryota; Metazoa; Chordata; Actinopteri; Cichliformes; Cichlidae
Gene: kcnd1
Product: potassium voltage-gated channel, Shal-related subfamily, member 1
Exons: 9
Coding region: 1246-3162 (638 amino acids)
Biological process (GO): potassium ion transmembrane transport; protein homooligomerization
Cellular component (GO): voltage-gated potassium channel complex; membrane
Molecular function (GO): protein binding; A-type (transient outward) potassium channel activity
Source: RefSeq, a predicted model, not a curated record
UCUGAGACAGUAAAACAACACUCCUCCUCUUCUUCCUCCUACUUCUUCUUCUUCUUUUUUAUUCUUCUUCUUCUGUCCUCCUGCAUCUGUCCACCGUGGUUUCACCUGGAAAACCUGCCUCCUCUUCCUCCUCGCCUUACUCUUCACCUUCAUCAUCAUCAUCAGCAGCCGCACCAGCAGCUGUGGACAACCAUACAUGGACAUGGAGAAAGGAGCGCCUGACGUCUCUUCUACACUCAGAAACAAAGCUGGUGUCUCUCUUUCCCCACCACUAAUGCCCCGGCAACUUCAAUAAGAGGGAGAGACUAAAACACAGAGACAGAUAAAGGGGAAAACAGCAAGCAAAAGCAGAAAGAGAACAAGAGGAAGCGUGAGGCUGCACAACCAUAAUCUCCACAGCUGAGAAACACUUAGAGGGAGGGAGGCAACACAGGCGAUUCUGUCUAUCUUGCAACUUCAGGGACCAUCAUCACAAUUUAAUAAGAAUUUGAAAGGCUGCGGUGCUGCAACAAAUCAGUCUUCACAGGGAAAGAGGGUGGGUGAGAGAGCUAGAGUCGGACAGAGAGAGAGCGAGAGAAAGGGAGGAGGCCAGACACAAAUGUUUUAACGCUUCCCUACCUGGAUUCAUAUCUUUCUGCCUUUUGUUGUAAAUCCCUGCAGCAAUAAACCUGUGACGGCAAUAUCAAAGAACCACUUUAUUAUUAUUUUACACAUAAUCUAUUGUGCUAAGACUGCUGAGAUUUCAAGAAAUUAUGUUUUCCUAUCAAGAGAGUUCAUAUUUUCAAGAAGAGCAUACUGUUUAGAACAACGGGACUGAGAGGAACUUGUAGAGAAACAGAGAAAUAUUUUUAAAAAAGCAGCAUUUACCCUGAGAAGUGUCUCGCAGGCUAGACGGAGAGGAAGAGAAGGGACGGCGUCACCAGAAGACCAUCCAAAUUGCAACAAAAUAAAAAGACAGGCCUCACGUUUGUCCAUCGAUCUGCUUUCCUGCCCCUUUACAGCUUUUUUUCAUGGCUUGACACCCAACUGCACUCUGGCCCCUCCCUUCCCCUUUCCUUCCCCCCCAACAUGUCCAACCACCUCGUAUCUCACUGCCCAGACCGCCAAAGGAAAUCGGGGCAGCUGAAGAAGUGAGCAAGGCUUUAACCGAGCCAAUAUACAGAGUUUCAUUAGCUCCAUCCGCUCUUCCCUCCUUCGACGAGGACAGAACUCUCAGACUCUACAGGUGGGGCGCUCUGAUACAACAUGGCAGCCGGCGUGGCGACAUGGCUGCCAUUUGCACGGGCGGCGGCAGUGGGUUGGCUGCCGCUGGCCAAAAAGACGAUGCCCAAACCUCCAGUGGACAACUCGUCCAGAUCGGAUGAGAUUCUGUAUCUCAACGUCAGCGGGGUCAGGUUCCAGACAUGGAAGAACACUCUGGAUCGUUAUCCUGACACACUGCUGGGCUCCUCUGAGAAAGAGUUUUUCUUCAACGAGGACACAGAGGAAUAUUUCUUUGACAGAGACCACGAGAUGUUCCGACACAUUCUGAACUUUUACCGCACAGGGAAGCUCCAUUACCCGCGACACGAGUGCAUCCAGGCCUUUGACGAGGAGCUGGCCUUCUACGGCAUCGUGCCGGAGAUCAUUGGAGACUGCUGCAUGGAGGAAUACAGAGACAGGAAAAAAGAGAACCAGGAGCGUCUGGCAGAGGACACAGAGGCCAACGAGUCGAUGGACGCCCCACUUCCUCCUGACAGCACCCCCAGGGAGCGUCUGUGGCGAGCCUUUGAGAACCCCCACACCUCCACCAUGGCACUCGUCUUUUACUAUGUCACCGGCUUCUUCAUUGCUGUGUCAGUAAUCGCCAACGUGGUGGAGACGGUGCCCUGCCGGCCUCCAGAGGGCAGAAUUAAGGACCUUCCCUGUGGGGAGAAAUAUCAGCUGGCCUUCUUCUGCAUGGACACGGCCUGCGUGCUCAUCUUCACCUUCGAGUACUUGAUGCGCCUGUUCGCCGCGCCCAGCCGCUGCAAGUUCAUGCGCUCCGUGAUGUCUGUGAUUGACGUAGUGGCUAUAAUGCCAUACUACAUUGGCCUGGUGAUGCCCGAGAACGAGGACGUGAGCGGCGCCUUCGUCACCCUCCGGGUUUUCCGCGUCUUCCGGAUCUUCAAGUUCUCACGUCACUCACAGGGUUUGAGGAUUUUGGGCUACACGCUCAAGAGCUGCGCCUCCGAGCUCGGCUUCCUGCUCUUCUCCCUCACCAUGGCCAUCAUCAUCUUCGCCACCGUCAUGUUCUACGCCGAGAAGGGCACCAAAGGCUCCACCUUCACUUCCAUCCCGGCCUCCUUCUGGUACACCAUCGUCACCAUGACGACCCUGGGAUAUGGAGACAUGGUUCCAAACACCAUCGCGGGGAAGAUCUUUGGAUCAAUCUGCUCUCUGAGCGGCGUCCUGGUGAUCGCCCUGCCUGUACCUGUCAUCGUGUCCAACUUCAGCCGGAUCUACCACCAGAACCAGAGAGCGGACAAGAGGAGAGCACAGCAGAAAGUGCGCUUGGCUCGGAUCCGCAUGGCAAAGAAAGGAACAACCAACGCCUUCCUUCAGUACAAAGAAGACCGAGCGCUCGGGGGUCGUGACAGCGAUAGCACAGCUCUGUGUGUGAAGAACAGAUCGGCUUUCGAGCACCAACACCACCACCUGCUGCACUGUCUGGAGAAGACAACGAACCAUGAGUUCACAGAUGAGAUGACCUACAGCGAGCUCUGUAUGACCGAGUCAGUGGGCUUCAGGACCAGUCGCAGCACUUCUCUAUCCAGCCAGCAGGGGGCACAGAACAACCCCACUGGCUGCUGCCCCCGCAGGGCCAGGAGGCGAGCUGCCAUGCGUCUGGCUAACUCCACUGCAUCAGUCAGCCGGGGGAGCGUCCAGGAACUGGACACCCUGCAUAUCAAAACAACCUCCAUACCACCACAAACUCGUUCCAGUCUGAACGCCCAGGCUGACAACUUAAAGCUGAACUGCGGGGAACAAGAUUUCACGGCUGCAAUCAUCAGCAUUCCCACGCCGCCUGCCAACACACCAGACGAGAGCCUCCCCCCAUCGCCUGCCCCCAUCCCUGGCAUCCUGCGCAACACCCGAGCAACAGCUUUUACCCACGAAACCGUCAAAAUCUCCUCCUUAUAACCUCCAGCUCCACACAUGACAUCCCCCCUGACACCCCUCCGCCCCACCAGCCACUUUCCCAGUGAACUUCCUUUGAACCCCUGAUCCUGGAUCUGGGGCGCUGCUAGCUGAAAUAUUGGGAAGAAAUACUCAGAUUGAUUCCUGACUGAUUGCUUUAACUUCCACAUACAUUUUGCUGGUUACAUGGAUUAAACAGUCGUAUAGCUAAAACGGCAGAUCAGAUGGGAAGCAAAAUGAAUAGCCACAUCCAACGAGAACUGAAAAAUAAGAACCUCAAAAAAAAAAGCUCAAAUCAAAAGCUACAACUUCAUGAAUGAAGCAAAAGACCUUCUUAAACCUUUAGUAUCCACCCUCAUGCAUUUUGUCUCCUUGCACACAUUUGACCCCCCUUGCACAGUUUUGACCUUUUAGAUCUCAUUGCACA